Messenger RNA from Aspergillus sclerotioniger CBS 115572, 1656 nucleotides. Its product is annotated as glycerophosphocholine acyltransferase. Lineage: Eukaryota; Fungi; Ascomycota; Eurotiomycetes; Eurotiales; Aspergillaceae. The record is from RefSeq and is a predicted model, not a curated record. Bases 1 to 1656 code for a protein of 551 amino acids. The transcript has 2 exons. Gene Ontology annotation, biological process: phosphatidylcholine biosynthetic process.
AUGACGAUGCUAACUAUAGGACGUUUUCUCAGUCGGUCAUAUCCGCACACCCGUGACGGUCCUACGAUCUUUUCCUUUCAGCAGAGACUCAUCAUGGAGGAAGGUGGCGCCUACGAUGCGAGGAAGCCGGAGUCGGUGGCCAGCAGCAGCUCGCCCGCCUUGCACCCCACGGCAGACUACGAUCUCUCAGAAACAGAAGAAGCUCUAGGCUCGCCUGAUACCUUUUACUCGCCGCCUGCCUCGCCGGGGCGCCUAUCGCGCAACCCUUCCUUCUCAUACCAUGAUGACUGGGAGACGUUUCCGCCUCUAGAUCAACUGACCGUGUUUGAUCUGCUCGAUAACCUCUCUCUGUCCCAGAGACUGGAGAAGUUACAGCGGGCGCUCAAUGCGCAAAAGGAUAAAGUGAAGAGACAGCGCGAGAAGUUGAAGUCUACUUCGAUUAACGCUAAGGAGCGUGUUGUGGGCGAGUGGAAAAGACGAGUUCCGACGGCAGAUGAGCAGUUGGACAAGUAUCGCCGUCGUAUGAAGGAUGGAGUGGAACGCCUCGGGAAACAAUGGAACGCGACCGCAACAGUGACGCUGCGCGAGAAGAUCUCCUUCAUCGCCGGUGUACUGAACAUCCUUGUGAGCGGUUACCUCCUCGGAGGGUCCCCGGAGUAUUUCUACAUCUGGUUCAGCGCGCAGUUGGCAUACUUCAUGCCUAUUCGAUUCUACCGAUACCACAAGCGAGGCUAUCACUAUUUCUUGGCUGAUCUCUGUUAUUUUGUCAACAUGCUUUGUAUGCUUAGUCUCUGGGUCUUCCCUGGGUCCAAGAGGCUAUUCAUCAGCACGUUCUGUCUGGUUUUUGGCAACAACGCAGUUGCCAUAGCCAUGUGGCGCAACUCGAUGGUCUUCCACAGUAUGGACAAGGUGGUCAGUCUUUUUAUCCACAUCAUGCCGCCCGUGACCUUGCAUUGUCUUGUCCAUAUGACACCCACGGAUAUCUUGAAAGAAAGAUUCCCGGCAAUCUACGAAAUCAAGUCCAGCGAGCCUGGGUCGCCAAAUCACUUUAACCUUCUGGAGAUGAUGGGAUGGGCAACUGUCCCCUAUAUGAUCUGGCAGUUGACAUAUCACUGCUUUAUCACUAUUCGUCGUGCCGAGAAGAUCGCUGCGGGACGUCCGACCAGCUUCACAUGGCUCCGCAAGUCUUAUGCCAAGACCUGGAUUGGCAAAGUCGUUCUCGGCCUCCCGGAAUCACUACAGGCUCCGGCCUUCAUGCUCAUUCAAUAUGCGUACGCGAUAUUGACGAUGAUUCCUUGCCCUCUGUGGUUCUGGUCUCGGUGGGCUAGCGGGAUAUUCCUGACCGGUCUCUUCAUUCUGAGCGUCCAUAACGGUGCGACCUACUAUAUUGACGUUUUCGGCAAGCGCUUCCAGAAGGAGCUGGAGGAGCUGAAGAAAGAUGUCGCUCGCUGGCAAUCGUCCCCGGAAGGAGUCAUCAGUCCGACACUCCUAACAUCCGACAACGCUGCGACAUCGGGGGCGACGGCCGUCGAGGAAUCGGCCAGUGGGGGAUCCGAAAAGGCCAGCAUUGAUCAGAUUCCUCUUCUUGAUGCCCAUUCCACUGGCGUGGAGGGCAGCCAUGUUGCCGACAACUCUGUGGUCCGGGAACGAUCCUGA